Molecule: messenger RNA, 5627 nt
Organism: Fragaria vesca subsp. vesca
Lineage: Eukaryota; Viridiplantae; Streptophyta; Magnoliopsida; Rosales; Rosaceae
Product: proteasome activator complex subunit 4-like
Exons: 35
Biological process (GO): proteasomal ubiquitin-independent protein catabolic process
Cellular component (GO): cytosol; nucleus
Molecular function (GO): proteasome binding; peptidase activator activity
Source: RefSeq, a predicted model, not a curated record
AUGCAUCUUUACAAUGCUUGGCUCCCUCCACCUGUCGCCGAGGAGUCCAAGAAGGAAGCCGACUCCUUCUCCCGGGUCGUCUCCUCCGUCAAAAGCUCCUACCGCUCCGAUGACCCGGAUUCAGUCUAUUCAACUCUCAAAUGGGUCUCCGUCAUUGACCUUUUCGUCAAGGCAAAGAGUGAAGUGGCUAUGGAGGAUGUAACUGGACUGAUUGAAUUUGGGUUGGAGUUGUUUCGUGUUUCGGACAACAAGCUUUAUGCCCAGGUUAGGUGGGGGAAUAUCCUGGUGAAGUUACUCAACAAGUAUAGGAAGAAGCUGUCGUUGAAGGUAAAGUGGCGUCCUUUGUAUGAUACUCUGAUUCAUACACAUUUCAGUAGGAAUACAGGUCCUGAAGGCUGGAGAUUGAGACAACGACAUUUUGAGGCUACUACUUCUCUUGUUCGGUCUUGCCGGAAGUUCUUUCCACAAGGCUCUGCCGUUGAGAUAUGGUCUGAGUUUAGAUCAUUGUUGGAAAAUCCGUGGCAUAAUUCAGCCUUUGAGGGAUCUGGGUUUGUUAGACUGUUUCUUCCUACAAACUCAGAGAACCAGGAAUUCUUUACACAUGAUUGGAUCAAGGAGUUAAUGCACCUUUGGGACUCGAUACCGAACUGCCAAUUUUGGAACAGUCAAUGGACAGCUAUCAUAGCUCGUGUUGUAAAGAACUACAGACGUAUUGAUUGGGAGGGUUACUUGCCUACACUUUUCACUAGAUACUUAAAUAUGUUUGAGGUUCCUGUUGCAAAUGGAAGUGGAUCCUAUCCCUUUUCUGUGGAUGUUCCGAGAAACACAAGGUUCUUGUUCUCCAAUAGAACAGUUACCCCAGCAAAGGGCAUUGCAAAGUCAAUAGUCUAUCUAUUAAAACCUGGUAGCUCGGUGCUGGAGCACUUCGAAAAAUUGGUCAACCUUUUAGAACAAUAUUACCAUCCUUCUAACGGUGGGCGAUGGACUUACUCAUUAGAGCGUUUUUUGCUUCAUUUGGUAAUUUCAUUCCAGAAGCGCUUACAGAAUGAACAAUUGUAAGAAUUGCUUUGCUAGGUUGAGCAUUUUGUUCUCAAUACUCGAUAUCUAGGAAGAUCAGAAAGGCAAUUCUUUGUUAAAGUAGUGCUGAAGUUAAUUGAUCGGGGUCAGUAUAGCAAGAAUGAACAUCUUUCUGAGACAGUGGCUGCUGCAACUUCAAUUUUAUCUUACGUGGAGCCUUCUCUAAUCCUUCCUUUUGUUGCAUCUCGCUUUCAUAUGGCAUUGGAGACGAUGACUGCCACCCACCAGUUGCAAGUUGCUGUGAUGUCGGUAGCAUUUGUUGGACGUUCACUAUUCCUCCAGUCCUUGUCGACCUCUACAGUAAAACCAAUGGAUGUUGAUAGUGGUGAAUCUGGUGAUGAGUUCAUUGAGUUACUCAUGGUUUCGUUAUCCAAUGCAUUACUUGGUAUGGAUGCCAAUGAUCCUCCUAAAACCUUGGCAACAAUGCAGUUGAUUGGUUCUAUAUUUUCCAAUAUGUCUUCAUUGGAUGAUGAGGUGUCAGUCAUGCCAAUGAUUCGCUUUUCUGAAUGGUUGGAUGAGUUCUUCUGUCGCUUAUUUUCCUUGCUUCUACACUUGGAACCAAGCAGUGUUACGAACGAAGGCUUGCAUUCAUCAGCAACAUCAGGAACUUUUCUGGUUGAGGAUGGUCCAUACUACUAUUGCAUGCUUGAAAUCUUGUUUGGACGACUCUCAAAACCCCUCUAUAAUCAGGCUUUGAAGAAGAUAUCCAAGUUUGUCAAGACAAAUAUACUUCCAGGGGCAAUUGCUGAGGUUGGACUGCUUUGUUGUGCAUGUGUUUAUUCAAACCCGGAAGAAGCAGUUACUCAACUGAUCGAGCCAAUUUUACUAUCUGUUAUAUCAUCUUUAGAAGGAACACCGUCUACAGGAUUUGGAGGUAGAGGAAUACGCGAUGCUUCAGUUUCAACCAAGGCUAAACCAACAAUUUCUCCAGCUCUUGAAACAGCAAUUGAUUAUCAAUUGAAAAUACUAUCGGUUGCCAUAAGUUAUGGAGGUCCCGCUCUUCUGCGAUACAAGGAUCAGUUCAAAGAGGCUGUUGUUUCUGCUUUUGAAUCUCCAUCCUGGAAGGUUAAUGGAGCUGGUGAUCAUCUUCUUCGGUCUCUUCUUGGAAGCUUGGUUCUUUAUUAUCCUAUUGAUCAGUACAAGUGUAUUUUGCGUCACCCUAAUGCUUCUGCAUUAGAGGAAUGGAUCAGCUCAAAAGAUUAUUCAGACGAUAAACCAUUGGUGGGCCCUAAAUGGCAUAUCUCUAGUGCUGAAGAAGUUAAGUUUGCAAAUGAACUUUUGGACCUUCAUCUGCGGUCGGCUUUGGAUGAUCUCCUGAGGAUAUGUCACACUAAAGUACAUUCUGAUCCAGGUGAUGAGAAAGAGCACUUAAAAGUGACUCUUUUGCGUAUAGAUUCUUCAUUGCAAGGUGUUUUGACAUGCUUGCCUGACUUCACCCCAUCAUCCAGGAAUGGAACUGUUGAAAGUCCAAAUCAUGGUUCCUUUUUGAUAGCUGGAGCAACAGGUUCAACCGUGGGCAGCACUAAAUUGCGGGAAAAAGCUGCUGAGAUUAUACAUGCAGCUUGCAAGUAUUUACUUGAGAAAAAAUCAGAUGACAGCAUCCUCUUGGUCCUCAUAAUUCGCAUUAUGGACGCUUUAGGAAAUUAUGGAAGUAUGGAGUAUGAUGAAUGGGCCAAUCACAGGCAGGCAUGGAAAUUGGAAUCUGCUGCCAUAAUAGAGCCUUCAAUAAAUUUUAUUGUCUCAGCUCACUCUAAAGGGAAGAGAAGGCCGCGGUGGGCACUCAUUGAUAAGGCAUUCAUGCACAAUACUUGGAGAUCAUCCCAGUCGUCCUAUCAUAUAUUUCGAACUAACGGGAAUUUCGGUCCACCAGAACAUGUGAAUAUUUUGGUGGAUGAUCUUCUAAAUCUCUCUUUGCAUAGCUAUGAAACUGUUCGAAUACUUGCCGGGAAAUAUCUUUUAAAAAUGAUAAAGAGAUGGCCAUCUAUGAUUUCAAAGUGUGUUCUCUCUCAUACUGAGAACUUACGAAACCCCAAGGCACCAGAAUAUGCAGUGCUUGGUUCUUGCGCAGUCCUUGCUACCCAAACAGUUCUCAAGCAUUUGACAAUGGACCCGAAGUCAUUCUCUUCAUUUAUCCUUGGAAUUCUUUCAAGCUCUCACCAUGAAUCACUGAAAACCCAGAAGGCUAUCAACGAGCUCUUUGUCAAAUACAACAUUCACUUUGCCGGAGUGUCGAGAAUCUAUUUCAAGUCAUCGGAGAAUCAUGGUGAUGCACCAGAUUUUGCAGAUUUGGUUUCUCAGAUCAGUUCUAUGAGUUUUGAUUCUGUGGGCUUGCAUUGGAGGUACAAUCUGAUGGCUAAUAGGGUUUUACUGCUGUUGGCUAUGGCAUCUAGGAAUGACCCAAAUUCCUCCUCCAAAAUUCUGAGUGAAACUGCUGGGCACUUCUUAAAGAAUUUAAAAAGUCAGCUUCCUCAGACAAGGAUACUAGCAAUCUCAGCUCUAAAUACGCUAUUAAAAGAAUCACCUUAUAAACUGUCAGACAAAAAACAGAGUUUUCCCUCAGAGAAUUUGCAAGGAGGUAGAAAAUCGUCUCUUGAAGGAGAAUUAACCCAAAUAUUUCAGGAAGAUGGAUUUUUCAGUGAGACUUUGAAUAGUCUUUCUCACGUUCAUAUAAUUUCUGAUACUGAAAGCAGUUCUAGGGGCAAUCAUGGGAGUUCUUCAUUUCAAAGCCUAGCAGACAAAUCAAUCACCCGCUUUUAUUUUGACUUUACCUCUUCAUGGCCACGCACUCCAACUUGGAUAUCUUUAUUAGGCAGUGACACCUUUUACUCAAACUAUGCGAGAAUUUUCAAGCGGCUAUUACAAGAAUGUGGUAUGCCUGUUCUAGUGGCACUGAAAAGUUCACUGGAGGAGUUCUCAAAUGCCAAAGAGAGGUCCAAGCAGUGUGUUGCUGCUGAAGCAUUCGCUGGAAUAUUGCAUUCUGAUGUUAAUGGUAUCUCAGAAGCAUGGGAUGAUUGGAUGGCGGUCCAGUUGCAGAACAUAAUCCUAGCACAGUCAGUAGAAUCAAUACCCGAGUGGACAGCCUGCAUACGUUAUGCGGUUACUGGAAAAGGAAAAUAUGGAACUACAGUUCCUCUUUUGAGACAACCAGUACUCGAUUGUCUGGCAGCACCUUUACCAGGAACAGUCACUACCACUGUAGUUGCCAAGCGCUAUGCUUUUCUUUCAGCAGCCCUUGUAGAACUAUCUCCCCAGAAAAUGCCGUUAUCUGAAAUCCAACUCCACUAUAGACUUCUGGAGGAGUUGCUCGGUAAUAUGUGCCAUUCAUCCGCCCAAGUAAGAGAAGCUAUAGGUGUUGCCCUUUCUGUGUUGUGUUCUAACAUUCGGCUUUAUGAGUCAUUUGAUCAUGAUGGUUCACAUGAGAGUGCAAGCAAAGGUCUUGGCAACCAAUUUGAUGGGAGAAGUUGGGUUCUGUUUCUUAAAGAGCGAGCGUCAGAAGUGGUAAUAAAUAUUCAGAAUACCACCCAAUCUGACAAUUUGGAAACCCCAGAAAAUAAUACUCCUGAAAAUGGGCAUUUAAAUGGCGAUUCACAAGCAGAUGUCAAAUGGAUGGAAACGCUUUUCCAUUUUAUCAUCUCAUCUUUGAGGUCUGCGCGAUCAUCAUAUCUGGUGGAUGUAAUUGUGGGAUUUCUUUAUCCUGUGAUAUCAUUGCAGGAAACUUCAAGUAAAGAACUGUCAACCUUGGCCAAGGCAGCUUUUGAAUUGCUAAAAUGGAGGGUUUUUUGGGGACCUCAUCUCCAGGAGGCUGUAUCUGUGAUUCUUUCUUCUGCCAAUGACCCUAACUGGCGGACUAGAUCUGCAACGUUGACGUUUCUGCGGACUUUUAUGUACAGGCACACUUUCAUUCUCUCAAUUGGGGAGAAACAACAAAUUUGGAGAACUGUUGAAAAGUUACUUGUGGACAACCAAGUUGAGGUAAGAGAACAUGCUGCAGCUGUUUUAGCAGGCCUAACAAAGGGUGGUGAUGAAGAUCUAGCAAAGGACUUCCGUGAGAAAGCUUACAAAGAAGCUACUGAUCUUCAGAGGAAGAGAAAACGGAGAAAUUUGAGUUCUAGCCAACCUAUAGCUUCCAUUCACGGGGCUGUACUUGCUUUAGUUGCUUCCGUUCUGUCAGCACCUUAUGAUAUGCCCAGUUGGUUGCCAGAUCAUGUCACUUUACUUGCUCGUUUUGCUGGAGAACCAACACCGGUGAAAUCUACGGUUACAAAAGCAGUUGCUGAAUUUCGACGAACCCAUGCUGAUACAUGGAACAUUCAGAAAGACUUGUUUACUGAAGAGCAACUUGAGGUUCUGGCUGAUACAUCUUCUUCAUCUUCAUAUUUUGCCUGAUUUACAUUGUAAUUCAUAGUAAAGAGAAUAGAUAUAGUUGUACCACAGUUAAUUGAUAAACAGCAAUACAUUAAUCAUUUAUAACAUUUAUUGUGCCAUAAUUGUUUGUGAUAGCUUUAUUUACACCAUUAUCAUUUUUCAUCACUGCCAAAUUUAUUCCUUCC